Molecule: messenger RNA, 2794 nt
Organism: Aspergillus steynii IBT 23096
Lineage: Eukaryota; Fungi; Ascomycota; Eurotiomycetes; Eurotiales; Aspergillaceae
Product: putative NAD+ kinase Utr1
Exons: 2
Coding region: 450-2444 (664 amino acids)
Biological process (GO): NADP+ biosynthetic process; NAD+ metabolic process
Molecular function (GO): NAD+ kinase activity
Source: RefSeq, a predicted model, not a curated record
CGCGCAUUUCUGAUGAGUUCCAUUCCGUCAUGGACGAUCGGUCGAUGUCUAUCGCUGUCCGCCAAUCGAGGAUCCUGAACGGAUAUGCGAUCUAAAUAAAUCCGCCCCGCCAUGUCUGGCGCCCACACCGCGCCUUUCCUCCGAGUCUAACGGAGAGAUUCCUCCAGCUGACAAACUCGCUGACCAGGAGAGUGGAAGGCUAUCGAACACUCUCCAUCUCUCGUCUGCUGUCAUCUCCGGUUGCGGAUUUAGUCCACUUUCCUUUCCCUGGUUCCUCUGCUGCAAACCCCGUUACAUCCGACAGCUCCUGCGGCCCGUUCUUCUCCCCCCGUCUUUUUCCCUCCUUGCGUCGUUGCCAAUAAAAUAUUAAAAUAAAAUUAGCCAGACCAACCAGCGUUGUCUCACCCUCGUCGGUGCGCGGCUUUUUUUGUUUUAUAUCUCGCCCGUCCAUGGCUUCCCCUGCCUCCAGUCAUGGCUCCGUGAACGCCCCCCAGUCCUCUCGUGCCUCUGCUCCGUCAUCAUCUUCAACGUCACAAUUCCCUUCGACGACACCCUCUGCCCCACCAUCCGAUUCUCGACGUGCGACUGUCGCAAAUCCCCCUUCUUUGUCUGCCACAUCGUCGUCUGUCGGUUCAUUACCGCUCCGUGACUAUGUCAGCAAUAUAGACCCGUCGUCGAACGCUCCUCGCCGCGGUGAUCCCACCUCGGGACAUUCUGCUCCCUCGGUCUCCACUGCACGGAAUACUGAACUCGCCCGGGAGGACGGGGUCGGGUCGUUACCGUCGUCGCCUUUCCUGCCUCUGCGCCCGGCCGCGUUGGCCAGUCAUCAUCGAAACGCGCUGUCCAGCGACUCAAUUCCCCGACAGACGAUCAUGAAAGCUCUGGCAUCUCGACCGUCGGGGGCUCAGCAAAAUACCAACUCCAAUACCAACAAUCCCGCGAUGCCGCUGGCGGCCUCUCUGGGCAUCCAGAGUCCCAAUACGUCUGCGAACCCGUCGGAGGAGCCGGGACGUCCCUGCAGCAAUCCGUCGUCGCAAAAGCUGUCGGCUGCGCUCUCCAGCCUGCAAUUGGGUACAUAUUUGGACCGGAUGCCGUCGACGGCCCGGUUGGUCAUGCAAUCGCCGUGCUUUUUCCAUCAGCGGUUCGACGAUGCGGUGAAUAUUCAGAAGGUGCUGGAGGAAAUCGCUGAUGACGAGUGGUUGUCCCAUUCGCGGUUAGUGCAGACGGCUACGGGAGUCCGGGAGGUAUCGAAGCAAUUGCAACGACGACCCAUCAAGCGGGCGGUGAAAAAUGUCAUGAUCGUGACGAAGGCGCGUGAUAAUAGUCUGGUGCAUUUGACGAGGGAAUUGGCGGAGUGGCUGCUUUCGACACCACGGUAUGGGAGCGACCUGGGGGUCAAUGUAUAUGUGGAUGCGAAGCUGCGCAGAUCCAAGCGAUUCGAUGCGCCGGGGUUGACGGCGAAGAACCCUCGUUUUGAAGGAAUGCUGAAAUACUGGACACCCGAUCUAUGUUGGACGUCGCCGGAGAUGUUUGACCUCGUGCUGACACUCGGCGGAGACGGAACGGUGCUGUUCACGUCGUGGCUCUUCCAACGGGUGGUCCCGCCUAUUUUGUCUUUCUCUCUCGGAAGCUUAGGGUUUCUGACGAAUUUCGAAUUCGAGCACUACAAGGAUCAUUUGAACGCGGUCAUGGGCGACGUCGGGAUGCGCGUCAACUUGCGCAUGCGGUUCACGUGCACCGUCUUCCGCAAGGACCGCAGCAAAGGCGCGGAUGCCGAUGCUGUCGAGGAAGGAGAGCAGUUUGAGGUUUUGAACGAAUUGGUCAUGGAUCGGGGCCCCUCGCCCUACGUAUCGAAUCUGGAGCUGUAUGCAGACAACGAUCUGUUGACGGUCGUUCAGGCCGACGGCUGUAUCUUCUCCACCCCAACUGGGUCUACUGCUUAUUCACUAUCCGCCGGAGGGUCCCUAAUUCACCCUUCCAUUCCCGGCAUUCUCCUCACCCCCAUCUGCCCGCACACGUUGUCCUUCCGUCCCAUGGUCCUGUCCGAUUCUCUCCUCCUGCGCAUUGCCGUGCCGGCCGGUUCCCGGUCGACCGCCUACUGCUCCUUCGACGGCAAAGGCCGCGUCGAGCUGCGUCAAGGCGACUACGUCACCGUCGAAGCCAGCCAGUACCCCUUCCCGACCGUGGUAUCCGGCAGCGGCGAGUGGUUCCAAAGUGUCCAGCGCGCUCUCCGCUGGAACACGCGCGGUGCUGUGCAGAAAAGCUGGCAGCGCGGGUCCGAAGCGGGCGUGGACGCCAUCGACGAGGAAAACGAAGAAGAGGAGUGGGACAUCGACGCGGAUGCCGGUCUCGCCGGCACCGACAGUGGCUUUGGCCCCAGCGAAGACGGCGACGAGGGAUCCAUCAGCCCCAUGAAGCGACAGAUGAGCAUGCUCAGCAUGUAGCCUAUACCACCACCCAUAUACACCACCACACCCACCUGCACACAUCGCUUACAUAUUACUCCGUGCUCGUGCUCGUGUUCAUCUCUUAGCAUACAUACCAGGUACACCGCUGGCUUGGCGCUUGGAUUGAGUUCAUUUUCAUUACUUGUUUUGUCCGGUCGGACUGGAAGGAUACUACCGAUACAGAUACAGAUACAGAUACAGGGCUGGGGUUAUCCCUUGUUUGGUUUCAUAGCGUUUACUAGAUAGACUUGUCUUUGAUAUUUACUGAUCCCGUUACAUCGCGGGGCAGAACUGGCUUCUAGCGGGUUGCAAUUAAUUUAUUUGCGUGGUCUGACGGCCAUUGUUCG